This is a messenger RNA of Syngnathus typhle (broad-nosed pipefish), 6265 nucleotides long. It is a transcript of the gene ripor3, whose product is annotated as RIPOR family member 3. The record is from RefSeq and is a predicted model, not a curated record. The transcript has 25 exons. The coding region runs from base 497 to 3457 and encodes 986 amino acids. Lineage: Eukaryota; Metazoa; Chordata; Actinopteri; Syngnathiformes; Syngnathidae.
AGAGGAGGAGGAGGAAGUUAAAGCAAAGGCAAGUAAACAAAGGAGGCAGGAAGAGGAGUAGCGGUUGGGGGAAAAAAAACAGCAAGGAGUGCAGGCAAAAGUGGCGGAAAGAACUCAAAAAGACAAAACGCAGCAGGAAAGACAAGUGGCAAAAAAACAGAAGAGGAGCGCCGGAGCAGAGAGGAUCUAGGUGAAUUGACGACAGUGGAGAAAGGAUGACGACGAAGGGCAAAGGGGCAAGACAGGGCGGAGGAGAGUGGGAGUGGUGACUGGUGAGGAAAGCACAGCUGAGGCGAGAGACAGCAACUCACGUCCUGAAACGUCCGAAAAGUGCUAUCAGCAACUCACACGCGCACGCACAGGAACAGGUAUGCAGCAUGUUUACGCCACUCAGGCAGAGGAGUGCCCUGAUAGUCCAGCAUGGAACCUCUGAGCUAAGGAAGCCUCGGACUUGGAAAUAACUUCUUACUAAAUACUUCUUCACGGACACCACAAGAUGUCGGUCAAGCUGCGAUUCGACUCACCCUCGGAUGGAAAGCCAAUCCGUCGGAGUCGCUCCUUUACGGGGUUUGGCUCUCUGCCAGGACGACGGCGGCCUUCCUCCACUUGGAACUCACUGGGCCUCAACUCCGUGUCUGAAAGAAAAACUCCGAGAGCUCCUUUGUCUCCUAGAAGAGGGUUCGGAGCCGUCUGGUCCAUGCAGCCAGAGGAUGUUGACCACGUCUUCCAGGCGCUUCGCAAAGGCCUCAGGGAGCAUGUGCAGCGUCACCAGACUGAGAUGGACUUUCUGUCUUCACGCCAGCAAGAAACAAAAAGAAACUCCAGGCUGGCCUUUCAGUACGACCUUGACAAGGAGAUUCGAGUUCAAGAGAGGCUGAUCCGCAAGUUGGAAUUCCAAAUCAGCAAGGUGGACGAGCUCUACGAGAACUACUGCGUCCAGUGGCGUCUCUGCCAGGGAGCUGUCAACAUGAAGAGAGCCUUCUCCCUGGCGCCCUCCACCAGGGAGUCUAGGGAGAGCCUCCUGGAGCUGGGACGCAGCCACAGGCACAGCGAGCAGGACAUGUCGGCCAUGGAGGAAGAGCUGGAGGUCCUCCUGGGAGAACUUCACGUCAAGAUGAAAGGUCUCAUUGGUUUUGCCCGGCUAUGUCCUGGAGACCAGUAUGAGGUCGUGCUGCUGUUGGGCCGUCAGCGCUGGAGGAUUCGCGGCCGGAUCCAAAGCGACGACAUCCAGUCCUGGGACGAGGAGGAGAUGCUCUUCCUACCGCAUGUCAAGCACAACUUUGAGAUCAAGGUUUCGGAGGCCAAGGGUCUGGGCUGGCAGCUGGUGGGUGCGGUCACCUGUGCCAGCGCACACUUCUUUGUGGCUACUCCCCAACUCAUGCUGGUGGACAUCACCCAGCUGGGAACCAUCAAGCUACAGCUGGAGGUUACCUGGAAUCCAUUGGACAGCGGUGACAAGGUGGGACUUAUGUCCAGCGGCCGACCAUCGGGGUGGAGCAGGAAGACUUCGGUGCAAAGCUGGACCGCACCCAGCACGCCGUCCUUCUCGGAGAAGUACUUCCUGUCACUGAUUCAAGAGGUGCAGGAAGGAGGGGGAGGAGCUUCACUCCCACUCCGAAUGAUAAAAAGUGGGCAGGACAGGGGUGUGUCUUUAAUGAGCUACCUGUCACACUCGUCCAUCACAUCCAGCCUCUCACAGGCCAAGACGCCGCCCAGCAGCGGCGGCGUGGCGGGUAGUCACACUCAACUUUCCCUGGGGGAGGACGGAGAGGGAAGAGUGACUGGUGAGAGGAGAGGGAGGAAGCUGGGUGGGAAGGAAGAGGAGGAGGAAGACGAGAACGGGGAGCCCUGGGGAGGAACGUUUCCUUCUUCGUCUUCUCUCAUGGAUCUUCCCAGUUUUAGGUCCAGCACCCCGGAUAUCCUCAAAGACAACCAAGACAACCCUGCAGGAGGUUGCGAGGAGGCCGAGGACGGGCAGCCCAAUGGGGUCAGCCGGGAAUGCAAAGAAACGGGACUUUUGACUGCCUCGCUCCCUAAAUGGCAGGACAUAGGGGAGUUCCCCGCACCCCCGGUUGCCUCGGCAGCUGCGGAGCCCAGCGGCGGAGAGCAGCGGGCGCAGGCCCUGCAACUAGGAACGCUGCUGAAGGAGCUGGAGAGAAGCCUGCGCCCACUGCGGAGCUGCGAGAGCCCGCUGAGGCUCUUGAAGCAGCAGAUAGAACACCUCAACACCAUUCUGAGGAACGACUUGUCCCUCAUCAGACCGUCGUCAUGGGACGACACCUUGGCCGUGGAGGAGGUUCUCUGCAGCUUUGACUUCCUGUCACAUGACGACGACUCUUCCUGUUCCAGCGGCAUGUCUUGUCCAAGGAGCCCCCUCCCGCAAGACCACCGAUGGGGUUGUGAGAAGGAGCCGCCGGUGGCCCAGCUGACUUGUGGCCACUGGGGUCUUGACCAGGCUCUGGAGACACACCUAGACACCUGUUGUAUCCUACUGGAGAUGCUGCAGAGGAUCAACUUCAGUUUGACUUGUGUGGAUCUCCUUGAGGAUGUUUCUCAACAAGCAGACGUCCUGAACAGAAUCGGCUGCUUGCUGUUGGAGGACAAGAACGGCAUAUCCACUGAAGACCUGCUUCCGGAGGAUCAGAGGAGUCGAGAUGUUUUGCUGUUGUGGGCUGAAUGUGUGCGAGACUCCGAUUCUUCUUCUCCAUUCUGCUGCCACUCAGACAACUUUGUCAACGCACUCAGAAAACAAUACUCGGACAAAAUUAAACCCAACGCAGAAGCCAAGCAGCCUGGGCUCUCCGAAAGAGUGUUCCGCACGCUACUGCAGCAAGUGCAGGCAGCCUGCAGGGUGGCGCUGUGGCCACCACAGCCUCCGAGCACCGCCGACAGAGUGAGCGUGUUCCAGCUGUCGAUUUAUCUGAGACGGUGUGGCAUCGCCACGCUGGGCAAGCACGUCGCCCACCUCGCCAAGGAAGAAUACUUCCUGUCGGCAUUGAAGGGUCCCAAGCGGCGGGGCAUGCUGACCAGGAUGACAUCGCGGGGCGUGGCCCGCCUUCUCCCACUGGGCUGCACGCUGCAGGCCAUAGCAGCACUCUUGACAGACGCCGACCGCAAAGUGUGCCGGGCGGCUGCCCGCUGCCUGAGACGGGCUUCUGUCUGCGCCACCUUCCGAGCCAGGGCACUUGUUUAUUUCACAGAGAGUUUGAGGAGCACUGACGUCGUCAUCCAGCUUAACUCUUGUUUGGCGCUCCAAUGCUUGGCGGCCACGGAGAGUGUGGAGCACAUGGUUGAACUUCGCAGGUGUUCCAAUGAAGACGUUCAAAAUGCCGCCAAGGAAGCGGUCCUCUCAUUUGGUAAAAAAGGCCACGCAGCCUUCCAGAAGAUGGAGCAGCUUGACUUGGAGAUGCAGGAGGACUUUUUUCAGAAUUUGGAGACUGAGAUCACUUUUCUUUAAGAGCAACUUUUGCUGUUUUUUUUUUUUCUUCAUGGCCAACAUGUGUAUAGUGUAUAUAUAAAGAAAUUCCCCUCUCACCCUCCGCGGGUGGUCUCCCACUCCAAGCUCGGGUCCUCUACCAGAGGCCUGGGAGCUUGAGGGUUCUGCGCAGUAUUUUGGCUGUUCCUAGCACUGCACUCUUCUGGACUGAGAUGUCUGAUGUUGUUCCUGGAAUCUGCUGUAGCCACUCCUCCAGUUUGGGGGUCACUGCCCCAAGUGCCCCAAUGACCACGGGCACCACCGAGGCCUUCACUUUCCAGGCCUUCUCAAGCUCUUCUUUGAGGCCCUGGUAUUUCUUUAGCUUCUCAAGUUCUUUUUUCCUGAUGUUGCCAUCGCUUGGUAUUGCUACAUCCACUACAACGGCCUUCUUCUGCUGUUUGUCCACCACCACAAUGUCCGGUUGGUUCACCAUCUUGUCAGUCUGGAUCUGGAAGUCCCACAGGAUCUUGGCUCGCCCGUUCUCUGCCACCUUAGGGGGUGCUUCCCACUUUGAACUUGGGGCUUCCAGUCCAUACUCUGCACAGAUGUUCCUGUACACUAUGCCAGCCACUUGGUUAUGACGUUCCAUGUAUGCUUUCCCUGCUAGCAUCUUACACCCUGCUGUUAUGUGCUGGACUGUCUCAGGGGCCUCUUUGCACAGCCUACACCUUGGGUCUUGUCUGGUGUGGUAGAUCUUGGCCUCUAUUGCUCUGGUGUUCAGAGCCUGUUCCUGUGCAGCCAUGAUGAGUGCCUCUGUGCUGUCCUUCAGUCCAGCUUUUUCCAGCCAUUGGUAGGCUAUAUAUAUAUAUAUAUAUAUAUAUAUAUAUAUAUAUAUAUAUAUAUAUAUAUAUAUAUAUAUAUAUAUAUAUAUAUAUAUAUAUAUAUAUAUAUAUAUAUAUAUAUAUACAUAUAAUUGUUUAAAAAAAUAUAUAUAUAUUAUAUAUAUAUAUAUUAGGGGUGUAAAUUGCGGGUUUUGUCACGAUACAAUAUAUCAAUACAAAGAACUACGAUACGAUAUUUCCCGAUAUCCUAAAGCCUGCUGCGAUUCAUUCACGAUAUAUCACGAUAUAGUGCUCUACGAUCGAUAUAUUUUUUUUAAAUAAAAAAAUAUAGAACAAUAUCCUGAUUUAUAACAAUUUAUACGCAAAAUCAACAAGGUACUGCAAACUCUUUAUUUAGGAAAUUACAAGAGUAUUGUAGUAUACAAAGUGCUUAUUUUAACACUGAACUUUGAUGUCGUGUUCUUUCUUUAAAUGCGCGGCGAGAUUUGUGGUCCCUGAAUAUUUGAUCACCGCAUGACAGGAUUUACAAACUGCACGUGUCUUGUCCGUUGAGCCAUCUUUUCUUUGGAAUCCAAAGUGCUUCCAAACGAAUGACUUGAAGCCUAAAGGGGAGCAAAUUUCCCCGUCUUUUUGGACACUAGCCAUAGCACCAGCCCAGGAGCCGCGUACUAGUUGUCGACUCCCCUUCCACGUGCCUGCUCUGCUCACAACAUAACACGCCGCUCACUGCUCCCGGAAAGAGGAAGCAAGCAACAUAAUAAAGUCGCGUCAAAUGUUUACGUUUAGCAUCGAUGCCAAUAAAUCGUAGAGCAAUAUAUCGAUUAAUCGAUGUGUAUCGAUGAAUCGUUACACCCCUAAUAUAUAUAUAUAAUUUGAUACAUAUUUAAACAAUAAAGUCAGCUAAACAAGUGUCAAAGUACAUUAAAAUAUUUUUCAAACAUUUAGCAUUUCAUUUUUAAAUUACACAUUUUCAAAAAAUGAAAGAGGUUUCCACAAGUGUUUAGAAUUUAAGGUUUUUAAAAAAAAUUGCUGCGGACCAAAUUAAGCUCCCUGCGCACUUAGGCCCACUUAAAUUUUGGAAAGUACAUCAGGACUUAGAAAUAUUUUCUAAAUUUUAGCGAAGGCUCUGUCACAAUAAUGCGACCAGCGCGGUGCAGUUGCGCUGUCGGCGACGCGCUUCAGUUGCGCAUUCGGCGGUGCGCUUCAGUUGCGCGAUCGGACAAAAUUAAGCUCCCUGCGCACUUAGGUCCACUUAAAUUUUCGAAAGUACAUCAGGACUUUAAAAAUAUUUUCUAAAUUUCAGCGACGGCUCUGUCACAAUAAUGCGACCAGCGCGGUGCAGUUACCCGGUGCAGUUGCGCGGUGGGCGACGCGCUACGGUUGCGCGUUCGGCGGUGCGCUACAGUUGUGCAAUCGGACAAAUAUGCACAAAUGAAAAAAAAUGCUUAAAAACGGCUGGGGGGUUUUGUCUCAAAACGAAUUAAAAAAAAAUCCCUUAUUUGUAAUGGGAAAAAUAGAUUCGGAAUUCGACCGAUUCGCUUCUCGAACCCCCUUCUGGAACAGAUUGUGGUCAAAAACCAAGGUUUGACUGUAUUUUUGCUAUUCUUGUUAAAAUCACACGUGAACUGGAAAAGACAAUAACACAUAGUGAGAGCCAAAUUGAGCAAAUUGGCUAUUUCAGAAGUGUGUCAAACUGGUAGACCUUUGCCUUAAUCAGUACCCAGGAAAUAGCUCUCGGUUUAAGAAAGGUUGGUGUCCCCUGCUUUAGACUAUUACAUUGGCCAAACGCAUUGCACGUGAGAGAGCGUUUGGGGAAAUUGACUUCUCAUAUCUCUUCAAAUUGUGUCACUGUUGGUGAAAAAUAUGACACUUUCAACAACAAGUUUUCUUUUUUAGUUCAUGUACUCAACACUAUUGGAGGAAAAACUAAAUAUUUUAUUCCACUUAAAAACCAAAAACAACAUUGUGAUGAAACAGGAUAAAAAAAAAAAAAAAAGUUGCCAUCCAA